AUGGCUCCAACACAAAAGAGAGCGCCCUCAAAACGCUCCCGCGCCGCCCGCCGCGCAACAUCCCCCUCCAUCGACACCGACAAGUCACUCAAGGACGUCUCCCUCCCAUCCACAAAAUCCGCCUCCUCCUCAUCCGCCCGCCCCUCCGUCCUCGCCGCCCGCCACUCAGCCGGCGUCACCAAAAAGUCCAGGCGCGGCCGCCAGCUCUCGGCCAAGGGCCGCCGGCGCCAGGAAAAGGGCCUCGAGAUGGCCGAGGCCUUCAUCGAGCGCACGAGCAAGAAGCUCGAGAAGAGCAUCGGCAAGGCCAGGGUCGUGCAGGCCAGGAGCAAGAAGUGGGAGGACAUCAACAAGGCCGUGCAGGAGAGCAGGACCAAUGCGUUUGAAGCGCUGAAGCAGGACGACGACGAGGACGACGAGGCCAAGGGUGCCGAGUGGGAGACGGACGAUGACAUGGACGGCGAGGCCAGCGCAAAGACUGAUGCUGCAGCUGCACCAGUACUGGAUAACGACGAUGACGAGAUUAUGUAA
Trichoderma virens Gv29-8 is the source of this 528-nucleotide messenger RNA. RefSeq lists its product as uncharacterized. The record is from RefSeq and is a predicted model, not a curated record. The transcript is spliced from 2 exons. Gene Ontology annotation, biological process: ribosomal large subunit export from nucleus. The coding region runs from base 1 to 528 and encodes 175 amino acids. Gene Ontology annotation, cellular component: preribosome, large subunit precursor; nucleolus. Lineage: Eukaryota; Fungi; Ascomycota; Sordariomycetes; Hypocreales; Hypocreaceae.